This is a messenger RNA of Syzygium oleosum, 1751 nucleotides long. RefSeq lists its product as uncharacterized. Lineage: Eukaryota; Viridiplantae; Streptophyta; Magnoliopsida; Myrtales; Myrtaceae. Bases 292 to 558 code for a protein of 88 amino acids. The record is from RefSeq and is a predicted model, not a curated record. The transcript has 2 exons.
CCAAUCACUCUUUCCACUCGAGGAAACGCAUCCAUGCACGAAGGGACCAAAACGGAGGGAAAAAGAAGAUAGUGUCACUGAAUCCGAAUCCAUCGUCGCUCGCCACCGACUUAUCUCCGGCUUCAAUCCCAGUUCAGUCGUCUGAUCGAAUCGCAUUUUCGUUCUUCAUCGACCUUCCGAUCAAACCAUCCGGACUUCUGUAGCUGGAUUUCUUACUCCCGGCCGGAAAAUUUUGGGGGAAAACCCUAAAAUUUGACCCUCGGCGAUUAGGGCUUUUCCUGAUUGCAACGCAUGUCGACGGGCAAACCCAGGGACGGAGACCUGCAGCUGGCGGCGGCGGCGGAGAAGCCGAUGUCGGGGCUCCCGCCGAGGCCCCCGGCUGGCGGCGACUCCAACGCGAUCGUGGAGUACACCGCGCCGCUGCUCCAGGAGGAAGAGGAGGACUUGGAGGUUAAGCUAAGGCGGAUCAUAGAGAAUGUUCCGGUUCUCCGUGCAAGAGAGACCUUGUGCGCGGAUGCUUCGGUAUCACAGCUUAGAGAAGGGAUGAGUUUGUCAUGAAUACAAUGCUUGGAUACUCUUUGGCGUUGAGUUAAUCUUAGAUUCAGGUUGACAGAUUGCUUCUUUAUCACCCCUUAAGAAGGGGUGAUUUUGUCAUGAAUACAGUGGUUUGGUGAAAUCUGCUGGUCACUUGGAGCAAAAAAGGGGUGAACGUUGUUGAAUAAUCUGUGGUGUUGAGGUAAUCUGAGAUUCAGAUUGGUAGUGGACACUUGAUGUAGUGGUUGUGUCCAGAAUGUGGGGCGCUUCUUGAUCUUAGCCGGAACUUUUCAGAAGUAAGAUUGCAGUGGUGGAUGUAGAUUCGACGUCAUGGCCAUGAUUUGCCAAUUACCUUUCUUUAGAUAUCUUAAUUCUGAUCAGAGCAAAAAGAGAGACAUUGAUUUGGCCUCUUGGAAACUGUUUGCAGUGGUGCAUUGCUGUUGUAGGCUUUACUUGCAAUCCUAAAGCUGUUUCUACUGCUGUCUUGGAGCUUCAAUCCUUCCCUUUUUUAAUUGUGAUGUAUAUACUUCUGUUUCAUUAUUUUGUUUCAUUCUGCAUCUAGAUGUUCAAUUCCCAUUAGUAUAAUUAGCACUAGCUUGCCUAACUUAAUAAAUUUGUGUGAUGUACACGUCCAGUGAUCUAACCUCCCCAUUAUUACCAUUUUUGGGGAUGUGUGCCGGAUGUGGUUUUAACUAUGCCGAGAGGGAGGAGCUCAUCUUUAUUAUUUAUGGCAUAUCUAUGUGGUCAAGUAGACAAAGUUUAUGGUAUAAGUUUUUACUGAAGUCGUAGGAAUACUACCGAAAGUGACUUGAAAGGGAAACGUGAUACUUAGUCAAGUUAGAAGUACAGAAGUUGAUUGGUUAUCACAUUAGCAGAAGAGCUGUCCCUUUUGGCCAGUGAAUCGAGAACAUUAUAUGGAUAGAUAUUUUCUUUUAUUGCAUUUAGUAUUCCGAACUUUUACUGCAAUGAGAUGUCUACGGUGUUCAUUACUGACACUGACACUAUUUAUGAGGUGCACUUCUUUGUUGGAUAUUGUUAGCUGAUCUGCCAUGUUCUGUUUAGAUAAACUCGUCUUAUUGGUUGGGAUAUGGCGAUUCAAUUGAAAGGUUUUUUCUUUCAUUUCAUUUUAUAGGAAUGGAUGGUUUCUUUAUUUCAUUGGUAUUCUGUUACUUGGUACACUCUCUGAUUUGUUACUUAUUAUUUGCAAAUUAUGCUUG